UAUAUGAGAACCUGAAACACAGUUUGUCACAUACUGGGUGUCAUGAUGCGGUGUCUCAUCCUUCUGGUCUUUUGCCCAAUUCAGAUUUUGGCAAUUGAUUUUACUACGUCGGGGCAUCGAAAAUAUGAUGUCGAGGGUCACAAUGUACCAGACCGUACCGCCACCGAAUAUUCGUGGAUUCAACAUGCAAUCAUUGGUCGAAACAGGACUUCGAACUUGAAUAGAGUUCGGCGCUUUGACAUUUCCGCUCGCAUCUACGGCGCAGUAUAUGCAAGUUUGGGCCAGUUUCCUUUCUUUGCAUUAGCUACUAUAGCUAGGACUACUAUGUGCGGUGGGUCCCUCGUCACUCCGGAAUGGGUUCUGACCACAGCUUCUUGUACAAGCACUAGUCCAACUGGAAAUACUGUAGUUUUGGGAAAUAUAGAGAGCACUCUUGGUUUAUAUUCUGAUGGAUCUGUCACUCGAACGGCGAUAGAUGCCAUCAGACAUGAAUCUUACGAUCCGUUGAAUUUUCGAAAUGAUAUUGGAAUGAUCAAGAUCGCUGCAGUUUCCCUAGGAGCAAACAUUGCAUUAGUAGAUCUAGCGCCUGCGACCGACGCUUCACUUAAUUUUGCAAACGUGCUAGGAACGAUAAUGGGCUUUGGAGCUGUUAAUCCAGCGACUUUUCCAUCACCAAGCCCACUUCUUCAAUUUGGGCAGCUCACUAUCAACAACGGGGCCAGUUGCACAUCAGAUUUUGGAGCUGAGAAUUUCACCAAUCUAAAUUUGUGCGCGAAACAUGUUGGUGGCACAAUUGGUCCUUGUGGGCCACAAGAUAAAGGAAAUCCGUUGGUGUACGCAAGCAGUGCAAAUGGUGUGACGCAAAUUGGAAUCACCUCCAUAUAUGAUACGUCAUCAGCUACUUCCUGUUUGUUAAAAUCCACAAUCUUUACACGUGUUGCUGCUUACAAAGCGUGGAUUACACAAAUCAUUGCGCCUACGACUGCCGCACCAACAACGACUCAGCCCACAACGACUGGGCCCACGACGAGUGGGCCCGCAGCAACUGGGUCCACUUCAGCUUCAACUACAACUGCAGUGGGUUCAACUACGGCUGGACUUACAACAGCUGGUUCGGCAACACCUGAACCCACUAUAGCUGCCGUCACGACUGGGCCUACUGUAGCGGCAACCACAGCUGGUUCUACCACAGUUAGUGCUACUUCUGGAACUUCUACUGCAGCGGGUUCAACUACGGCUGGACUUACAACGGCUGGUUCGGCAACACCUGAACCCACUAUAGCUGCCGUCACGACUGGGCCUACUGUAGCGGCAACCACAGCUGGUUCUACCACAGUUAGUGCUACUUCUGGAACUUCUACUGCAGCGGGUUCAACUACGGCUGGACUUACAACGGCUGGUUCGGCAACACCUGAACCCACUGUAGCUGCCGUCACGACUGGGCCUACUGUAGCGGCAACCACAGCUGGUUCUACCACAGUUAGUGCUACUUCUGUAACUUCUACUGCAGCGGGUUCAACUACGGCUGGACUUACAACGGCUGGUUCGGCAACACCUGAACCCACUAUAGCUGCCGUCACGACUGGGCCUACUGUAGCGGCAACCACAGCUGGUUCUACCACAGUUAGUGCUACUUCUGGAACUUCUACUGCAGCGGGUUCAACUACGGCUGGACUUACAACGGCUGGUUCGGCAACACCUGAACCCACUGUAGCUGCCGUCACGACUGGGCCUACUGUAGCGGCAACCACAGCUGGUUCUACCACAGUUAGUGCUACUUCUGUAACUUCUACUGCAGCGGGUUCAACUACGGCUGGACUUACAACGGCUGGUUCGGCAACACCUGAACCCACUAUAGCUGCCGUCACGACUGGGCCUACUGUAGCGGCAACCACAGCUGGUUCUACCACAGUUAGUGCUACUUCUGGAACUUCUACUGCAGCGGGUUCAACUACGGCUGGACUUACAACGGCUGGUUCGGCAACACCUGAACCCACUGUAGCUGCCGUCACGACUGGGCCUACUGUAGCGGCAACCACAGCUGGUUCUACCACAGUUAGUGCUACUUCUGGAACUUCUACUGCAGCGGGUUCAACUACGGCUGGACUUACAACGGCUGGUUCGGCAACACCUGAACCCACUGUAGCUGCCGUCACGACUGGGCCUACUGUAGCGGCAACCACAGCUGGUUCUACCACAGUUAGUGCUACUUCUGGAACUUCUACUGCAGCGGGUUCAACUACGGCUGGACUUACAACGGCUGGUUCGGCAACACCUGAACCCACUAUAGCUGCCGUCACGACUGGGCCUACUGUAGCGGCAACCACAGCUGGUUCUACCACAGUUAGUGCUACUUCUGGAACUUCUACUGCAGCGGGUUCAACUACGGCUGGACUUACAACGGCUGGUUCGGCAACACCUGAACCCACUAUAGCUGCCGUCACGACUGGGCCUACUGUAGCGGCAACCACAGCUGGUUCUACCACAGUUAGUGCUACUUCUGGAACUUCCACUGCAGCGGGUUCAACUACGGCUGGACUUACAACGGCUGGUUCGGCAACACCUGAACCCACUAUAGCUGCCGUCACGACUGGGCCUACUGUAGCGGCAACCACAGCUGGUUCUACCACAGUUAGUGCUACUUCUGGAACUUCUACUGCAGCGGGUUCAACUACGACUGGACUUACAACGGCUGGUUCGGCAACACCUGAACCCACUAUAGCUGCCGUCACGACUGGGCCUACUGUAGCGGCAACCACAGCUGGUUCUACCACAGUUAGUGCUACUUCUGGAAUUUCUACUGCAGCGGGUUCAACUACGACUGGACUUACAACGGCUGGUUCGGCAACACCUGAACCCACUAUAGCUGCCGUCACGACUGGGCCUACUGUAGCGGCAACCACAGCUGGUUCUACCACAGUUAGUGCUACUUCUGGAAUUUCUACUGCAGCGGGUUCAACUACGACUGGACUUACAACGGCUGGUUCGGCAACACCUGAACCCACUGUAGCUGCUGUCACCACCACGGCCGGGCCUACUUUACCUUCAACCACAGCAGGUUCAACCACAGUUGUCCUUACUACAGCUGGUUCUACAGCUGCACCCACGUCUGCUACUGGUUCAACUAUACCUACGCCUUCUGCCACUGCAGAUUCAACCACGCCUGGGCCUACUACGGCUGCAGGCUCAACUACGCCUGCAUCUACUACAGCCUCUGGUUCAACAACUCACGGGGCUACUACGGCUGUUCCUACAAUUACUGCUGGUUCUGGUUCUACUACUUCUGUGCCUUCAACGGCAGCAGGUUCAACAACUACCGGGGCAAAUACGGCUGCAGGCUCAACUACGACUGUGCUUACUACGGCUGCAGGCUCAACAACUCCUGAUCUUCCUACUGCUGCUGGUUCAACCUUUCCUGCUACUGCUGCUGGCUCAUCAACGCCUGCUGUUUUAACAACUGUUGCACCUACUACAGCUGCGGGCUUGACUACGCCUGCGACUUCCACCACAUCAGGCUCAACUACGUCUGUGACGACGAUUGGGAUAACCAAUCCUGGUGGUUCAACACCUACUGUGUCCACUGGUUUAUCUACGACGGGGCCUACAACUACUGCAGGUUCAACCACACCUGGGGCUUCCACUUCUGCUGGGUUAACAACGCCUGGGUCUUCUACUCCUGCUGUUUCAACAACGCCUGGGUCUACUAUUGUUGCUGGUUCAACGACGACUGGGCUAACCACUCCUGCUCUUUCAACAACUUCUGUGUCUACUGGUUUAACUACGAUUGGGCCUACUACUGCUGCUGUUUCAACAACGGCUGUGUCUACCACUGUAGCAGGUUCCUCAACGCCUGUGCUUACUACUGCAGCAGGUUCCCCAACUACUGGACCUUCUACCACUCCUGGUGGUUCUACAACGACCACUCUAGGUUCAACAACAACCAGGCCUACCACCACUGCAGGCUCCACAACUACAGAGCCUCUCCUCACUGCCGGUUCAACAACUGUAGAACUAUCUACCUCAACGACAACGUCCGGACUUACAACAAUUGCAAGCAUUUCAACUUCAGAGCAAACUACAGUAGCCCUGACAACAUCAGUGCCUACGAAGGCUACUUCUUCAACGGUAUCUCCAAAUCAACUAAAAAACUGUCCUAUGAAGAGUUAUGCGAAAAUAACUAAGUGCUGUGUGAAUCCACCAAGUCCUCUGGUAUUUUUCAAUCGUUUCGAGAAGGCUUGCAAGAUUACCAAAGGAUCUCUCAAUGCGUUUAAUGUUUUCUCGUUGAACAAGCAGCAGAAGUUUGCCAAUUCACCGGCCAACUCAAUCAUGUUCCAAAGUAAAAAAGUCAAAAUGGCCUUAGGCAAGGAUGCUUGCUUCGUCAACUGCUACCUAAUGGAUAAAGGAGCCAUGUUACCAAACUAUGUAAUAAACCAGGCUGCUCUGACCGAUUUUCUCACCAGCACGCAAACUGAUGAAACAUGGAGAUCAACUAUCUCAGCUGCGAUAGCUGAAUGUGUUUCCAUAGUAGAGGGUCUGGCCAUUCCGGAUUUUAUUUCACAAGGAUCAACAUGCCCUGGCAAGGCUUUUGUCGUUGUGCAGUGCGUUCUCUUAAAAACAAUUAGUAGCUGUCCUAAUAAGGUGGUAAGCAAAUCGUGCGCAAACACGUACAAUCUAUUCAAUAGGUGCUCUGGAAACGUUUUUGCCCCUCAGACUACAAAAAAGAAAGUCAAGGACGAAAAUAAGAAGAAAAAUAUGAAAAUAAGAAAGGUCAAGGAGAGCAUGUUAAUGAAAGUCGAUAAAGAAAAAAUACGCAAGAAGAACAAUAAUGGAAAGAAGAAAAAGAGAAGGAAAGAGAAGGAACAAGUCAAAAAGGGAAAAGGCAAUAAGAAAUCGUCGACAAAGCAAGAAAAAUUAACGAGAAAGGAUGAAAAGGAAAAAAAAUUCAAGCGAAAAAAUACAACAAAAACAUUGAAAAUAAAGUGAAGAAUCUCAUGAACAUUAAAAUAACGAAUAUGUAUAUUUUUGAAAAAGAAUUGCGGAGAAUCUAGAUGUGGCAUAAAAGCAAACAGGAUAAUUUAUGACGAAUCAGUAAAAAUGAAGAAGUCGCCCAGAUUUGAAGACCGAUUUAUUCAAUUUUAUGUAAACUAAUAAAAGGAAUGCUUAAAAAAUUAUGCACUACAGUAUUUUUUGUAAAAAAAAUUCACAA
Molecule: messenger RNA, 5206 nt
Organism: Neocloeon triangulifer
Lineage: Eukaryota; Metazoa; Arthropoda; Insecta; Ephemeroptera; Baetidae
Product: mucin-19-like
Exons: 14
Coding region: 43-4983 (1646 amino acids)
Biological process (GO): proteolysis
Molecular function (GO): serine-type endopeptidase activity
Source: RefSeq, a predicted model, not a curated record